GUUGCCAGAGAUUUCAAAACGGGCGGCCAUUCCUCACUUAAAUUCGCCGGCAGCACGUGUUUUGUCGCAGAACUUCUUCAUCCAUUGUUUCAUUAAGUACAGUUGAAAUUUCUCUAUUUUUCGAAAAAACAUGGCAGACAAAAUGAAGUACAAAGUUGCUGAUAUGUCUCUUGCCGACUUUGGUCGAAAAGAGAUCAUCAUGGCUGAAAAUGAAAUGCCUGGUUUAAUGACACUGCGAAAAAAAUAUGGACCACUUCAGCCUUUGAAGGGUGCAAAAAUUGCUGGUUGUUUACAUAUGACAAUACAGACAGCUGUACUUAUUGAAACCCUUCUGGAAUUAGGAGCAGAGGUCCAGUGGUCAAGUUGUAACAUUUUCUCAACUCAAGAUCAUGCUGCUGCUGCUAUUGCAGCUAGAGGUGUUCCAGUUUAUGCCUGGAAAGGUGAAACAGAUGAAGAAUAUAUUUGGUGUAUUGAACAAACAAUUGUUUUCCCUGAUGGUAAACCUUUGAAUAUGAUUUUGGAUGAUGGUGGUGAUCUUACACAAUUGGUUCAUGAAAAAUAUCCCCAGUUCCUUCCUGGUAUUCGUGGUAUCUCAGAAGAGACUACUACUGGUGUUCAUGCUUUAUACAAAAUGUUGAAAAAUGGAACAUUGAAAGUACCUGCCAUAAAUGUUAAUGAUUCUGUGACAAAGAGCAAAUUUGACAACUUAUAUGGUUGUCGAGAAUCUCUAACUGAUGGUAUUAAACGUGCAACUGAUAUCAUGCUUGCUGGCAAAGUAUGUGUUGUAUGUGGAUAUGGUGAUGUAGGCAAAGGUAGUGCUGCUUCUUUGAGAGCCUUUGGUGCUAGAGUUAUUAUCACUGAAAUUGACCCUAUCAAUGCACUUCAAGCGGCAAUGGAAGGUUAUGAAGUGACAACAUUAGAGGAAGCUUGCAAGUCAGCACAAGUGUUUGUUACAACAACUGGUUGCCGUGACAUUAUUCGUGGAGAACAUUUCAUGCUAAUGAGGAAUGAUUCAAUUGUUUGUAACAUUGGACAUUUUGACAUUGAAAUUGAUGUUAAAUGGCUUGAGACAAAUGCAGUUGAAAAAAUCAACAUCAAGCCACAGGUCGACAGAUAUAGGCUUUCUAAUGGAAACCACAUCAUAUUGUUAGCAGAAGGAAGAUUAGUUAAUCUAGGUUGUGCCACUGGUCAUCCUAGUUUUGUGAUGAGUAACUCAUUUACUAAUCAAGUCAUGGCCCAGAUUGAAUUGUGGACAAAACCUGAAAAUUAUCCUGUUGGUGUCUAUUUUCUGCCCAAGAAGUUGGAUGAAGAAGUUGCUGCUCUGCAUCUGGAUCAUCUUGGUGUCAAACUUACAAAACUGACAAACGUCCAAGCUGAAUACUUGUCUCUGGAUAAGGAUGGUCCAUUCAAGCCUGAUCACUAUAGAUAUUAAACCAAAAAAAAGAAAAUCAAUAAAAUGCCUAUUUUUGUAAUGCACUCGCAACUUUUAUUGCCAUGGUUUUUAAUUUUUUUAAAAAUUGUAAUAAAUGCAUUGUUAAAUUGCAGAAAA
This is a messenger RNA of Argiope bruennichi, 1549 nucleotides long. It is a transcript of the gene Ahcy, whose product is annotated as adenosylhomocysteinase A-like. The record is from RefSeq and is a predicted model, not a curated record. Gene Ontology annotation, molecular function: adenosylhomocysteinase activity. NCBI's taxonomy places the organism in Eukaryota, Metazoa, Arthropoda, Arachnida, Araneae, Araneidae. Bases 131 to 1432 code for a protein of 433 amino acids. Gene Ontology annotation, cellular component: cytosol. Gene Ontology annotation, biological process: L-methionine cycle. The transcript has 9 exons.